This is a messenger RNA of Medicago truncatula (barrel medic), 1872 nucleotides long. Its product is annotated as elongation factor G-2, mitochondrial. The record is from RefSeq and is a predicted model, not a curated record. Gene Ontology annotation, molecular function: GTP binding; translation elongation factor activity; GTPase activity. Gene Ontology annotation, cellular component: mitochondrion. The coding region runs from base 138 to 1631 and encodes 497 amino acids. Gene Ontology annotation, biological process: mitochondrial translational elongation. Lineage: Eukaryota; Viridiplantae; Streptophyta; Magnoliopsida; Fabales; Fabaceae. The transcript has 16 exons.
UGAGUGUAGUGUAGUACGAAGAUGAUGACGACGAUGAUGAUAGUACGAUUUAGCUUCACGCUAUAUAUAAUAAUCGCCAUUCCCUUCUCUAUCAUAAAAAAUCCUAGAAACAUAGCAACCACCACCACCACCACCACAUGGCUCGUUUCUCCUUGCCGGUCCUCCUUUACUCCACCGCCACUUCCCGUCGCUUCUCGUCCGACUCAAUGCAACAGCAGCUGCGCAACGUCUGGAUCUCGGGGCUCCUUGACCCUUCCAAGGUGAGGGUGACGGAGAGGUACUGGUUAUACACGGGGGAUAUUGAUAAGAUGAUAGAAGCUAGGAAAGAAACCGAGAAAAGAGACAAGUACUAUGAGUCUAUUGUAAAAGAAGAGUCGUGGUUGAAUCAGGGUAAAAAACGAGAUAGCCGUAGACAUUUUAAAUGGCUUAUGAAUGGUCCAACUUCCGAUUCUACUUCCGCAGAUCUCACUUUCUUCAACUGGAGGAAACAAUAUAAGAUGAGUGUGCUUGACACACCUGAUAAUGUUGAUUUCACUGCUGAGGUUCAGAAUGCUCUGCGUGCCUUUGACGGUGCCAUUCUUGUUCUUUCUGGUGUUGAUGGGGUGAACAGCCACUCCAUUUCUGUUGAUAAACAAAUGAUGGGAUAUGAACUUCCAAGACUUGUUUUUAUCAACAAUCUUGACCAUAAGGGAGCAAAUCCAUGGGGAGUUUUAUAUCAGGCAAGAUCCAAGCUUCAACAUCAUAUUGCUGCAGUCCAAGUUCCAAUAGGCUUGGAAUAUAAUUUUAAGGGACUUGUUGAUCUUGUGCACUUAAAGGCCUACUUUUUUCAUGAUUCAAAUGGACAAAAGGUUUUCGUUGAAGAAGUUCCUGGAUAUAUGGAAGCCUUGGUGUCACAGAAAAGGCGUGAACUUAUAAAAACUGUGUCCGAGGUGGACGAUAAACUUGCAGAAGCUUUCAGUGGUGACAAGCCCAUCUCAGCAGCUGAUCUUGAGGAAGCAGUUCGUAGGGCCACCAUAGCACGGAAGUUUAUACCAAUAUUCAUGGGCAGUGCUUUCAAGUAUAAGGGGCUACAACUACUUUUGGAUGGUGUACUUAAUUAUUUGCCGUGUCCAACUGAAGCUAGUAAUUAUGCUCUCGUCCAAUCUAAGAAUGAGGAAAAGGGUACACUUGUGGCGCUGGCUUUCACUUUAAAGAGAAAGUAUGAUCUACUAACAUAUCUAAGAAUCUACGACGGCAUCGUUAGGAAAGGGGAUUUUAUCACAAACGUUGACACUGGCAAGACGUUCAAGGUUCCUGAUUCAAUUGAAAUGCGAAAAGAUGAGAUCGGGGUUCCUCAUCCGCUUCAACUGCGAGUGGAUAAGAAGGGGGUUCCUUAUGUGAUUGGGUUGCGUAAUGAGGUUCCUUAUUCAACUGAGCCGCGGAAGGAUGAUUUGGGGGUUCCUCUUUUGAUUGGGUUGAGUUAUCAUGAGGCGAUCCAAGUGGCUCGUGCUGGAGAAAUAGUCGCUGUACAUGAUCCCCUUAGUGCACCAGGUGAUACUUUUACCGAUGGGUUGGUAAGAUAUACAAAGUCUUCUGUUGAUGUUUCUGAGCUGAUCUCAAGAGAUUCUGGAGUGCAAGUUUCAGAAGUUUAGCAGACUUGAGUUUUGGCAGCGUCACUGCUCUUUUGAUAGGCCUCCUUGAUGGAUGGCUUUUGUUUAUGUAUAUGUUGAGUUGGUGUAUCUGCAGAUAUUUGGGAGUCUAGGAAUGUUAUAUUUUGAGUUGUACAAAAUCUAGAUAUGCCAUUUUUUAGAUUCUGGCUGAUGAUAUAGGUUUAUGAACAUGAUUAUGAUUUUGGAAACGUUGAAAUUAUAGAAGGCACUCGCUUGAAAUUUC